ACGAUAUUGUUCAUGGAUUUAAAAUUUAAUAAUGUAAAAUAUUCAGCGUAACUAUGUCAUAAUGUCGGUUACUUAAAUUUACUUAACUGUUUGUAUUUAAGUUAAGUCAUGUCAUUUAUAUCGAAAAGAGAACGAGUAUUUAACGAGUACGAUCUCGUGGACUUGCCCUCAAGGAAUGAAGGAAAACUGAAAGCUUAUUCAUCAUGCACGGACGCGAGAGCCUGGUCACAUUUUUGUUCGGACAAAAGUGACCACUUGGUGGAAAUCAUAAAACGUAACAAUGACACCUGUAGGCCAAAAUAUAUACCUACCGACGUCAUAGUGAACACACUUAUGGUUACGAAGAAUACAGAAAUUAAUCGUUUGAGACGGAAGAUCGAAGAAUUUGAACAGUUGUUAGCAGCAUACGAUCAGCUUGAACUUACAAAUGAUCAAAAGAACGAGAUAGCAAAUGCUCAUGCAGCUAUAAAAGCUGCUAAUAAACAACUAGAUGAUAUGUGUUUGGAUCUAGAUCUGUCUGGAUUUACAGAGGGUAUUGAUUCUGAAACUUUUGAGACGGGAAAAUCAAGAGGAGAUGAGAUAAUGCGAUUUCCAGACUUUGAGACAAGCUCAUCAAUCGCAACCGAGAGGUCUGUGGACAAAUCUUUUUAUCCGAGUAAAGAAACACAAACACAAGGUGAUCAGAGUGGACCUCUUACCUGUCCAUGUGAUGCAAGCACUGUUGUUCAUGAUCCAAGGAUUGAAGAAAUGAAAGAUACCAUAAUCAGAAAAGACGCUAAAUUGAAUGCGAUGCGAAAUACAAUUGCUGUAAUGGAAAAUGAUGUAUGUGAACCUUAUUGCAUAUAUGCUCAUAUUUACACAGCAUUAGAAAAAAUAUUUGGUACUUUAUGUCAAAAUGAGAAGUAUAAACACUAUCUCGAUCUCUUGACAUCGGGAAAAGAUACACGAAAUAUCGACAUUAAAGGAAAGAUCUUUUAUAAAUUGAAAGUAUUGGAAAAAUUCUGUUGCGCCCUAAUUUCACCUUGUUCAAAAGAAUGCUCGUGUUAUCAUACGGAAAUAAUUUCAAGAGUAGAAACUGCAUUCGCAGUUACUACACAAGGAAACUUUGAAAUAAACAUCGAUAGUAAAAGAGCACAUCUUGUAGCAGAUAUAAUAGGAAACGAUGAGAUGAAAGAAAUUCUAAGCAAAAGUAAUACGUCUGGAGAAGAAGAAGAGGCUUUGGCAAAUGAAACUUUGUUUAUUAACAACUGCUGUAGUAUAGAAGUACAAAAUUUGCAUCGGUUAAAGAAUUUACAGGCUUGCUAUGAUGAACUUCUUCUGUGUUAUGAUGAAUUGAAAUAUGAAAAAAAUUGUUUGACACAAAAAUGUCUUAAAUAUGACGAACUUGAAAAAGAAUAUGAAACAUUAAAAAACAAAUUAAAUUCGUACAAUAUGCUACUUACGGAAAAAGAAUAUUACAAAAAACGUUCGGAAGAUCUCGAUGAUCUUAAAGAGAAAUUUAUAGUACUGGCUGAUGAAACAUGUACUUUGGAAACGCAGUUACGUGCUCAAACUGAAAUUAUCGAUUCAAAAUCAUCUAUGUUGGAACAGAUCAGAAGCGAAAAUAUAUCACUGCAAAAUAAAUUAAGCGAAUCUUCAACUGAUUGGGAAAAGGAAAAGCAUUCGUUAAUUUGUAAAUUAAAAGAAAAUGAAUGCAAGAUUAUGUGUCAAGAUCAACAAAUAGAUACUUUGACAGUUGAGAUAAACAAGUUUCUAAGGAAAAAUAAAGACAACGCCGAAAGAGAAAGUCAAUACGAGGUAGAAGAAUUAAUACAGCAAAUAAAUUUGCUAAAACAAGAAGUUAAAAAUCUUAAAGAUACACUCUACUAUAAAGAGGAAGAAAGUAACCAAAUUAAAAAUGAAUUCCACGAAAAACUUAUGAUUGGUAAUCUAGAAAUAGAGAAAUGGAAAGAAUUAAAUGAAAAGAUGAAUAAACGUAACGAAAAGUUGGAGACAUUAAUGUUCGAAUUACAAGAUUGUGUAAAAAAUUUAACCAAUGAGAAUCAAGAGCUACUUAAUGAAAGGAAAGAUUUAAAAGAUGAAUUAAUUAACAAAUGUUUAGAGACGAAAAGUUUGAUGAUGGAAGCAGACAGCAUAAGACAGGAAAAUAGUAAUCUUGUUAAUCAGUUACAGGAAAUGAAUCAGCUUUUUAAUGACAAAAUUCAAGAACUAGAAAGUGAAAAAAAAGAAGCACUUAAUUCUUUAAAUCUGGCCAGUAAAGAAAGUAAAUUAUUAUUAGACACUAUUAGUAGUUAUGAGAAAUUAUCAGUAAAUAGUGAGAAAAUUGACGAAAACUUACAGAUAUGUGUAAAAAAAUCAGACGAAAAGGACAUGAGAACGUUAGACAAUCAAAAUAAUGGUAGUGAUGUCUUGUUAAAUGAAAUCGAUAAAUUUGUCGCACUUAACACCGAAGGUAUUAAAAAUUUAAUAAGCCGAAGUCGUGAAAGCAUAAAAUAUUUAGAAGAAAAAGAUAAUGAGGCAUUAGAAAGUAAGCUACGAGAAAUAGAUGAGUUAAAAGAAAAUUUAAAAGCUUCACAAAAUUUGUAUGAAAACCUUGAAAUAGAAAAAAAUGUUCUGUUGAAUAAAUUGCAGGAAAAAACUAUUGAACUUGACAAAGCUGAUAUUCAGAUUAAAGUACUUAAAGAACAAAAAGAGUAUUUUACAACUGUUUUGGAAGAAAACAAAAAAAUGAAAGAAGAGCUGAUAAUGAUAAAACACCGAAACGAUGUAAUGUUCGACGAAAAUAUUAAUUUAAAAAAUGAUUUAUUACUCAAAAAUCAUGAAAUUCAGAAUCAGUUAAAGACAUUAGCUAAGAUGAAAAUAGAAAAGAAACAUUUCAUUUCACUUUCGGAAAGAGUGAAAACUUUAGAACAGAACUAUUUUAAUUUAUGUAGAGAAUAUGAUAAUUUACUUCUCGAAAAGGAUAAUAUUGAAAGUCAAAUAUCUAGACAAACACAAUCAUUACAAACGGAAAAUAUUAAUACUAAGAGCACUCUGAAUGCGAUAAUAGAGGAAAACAAUAUUCUCGCAAAUAAAAUUAACUCGAAAGCAGCCUUAGAAACUGAUCAUGAAGAGUUGAAAAUUGCUUACAAUGAAAUUAAAAAAGAAAAUGAAAAUCUUGAGCUCGAAUUACAAUCGAAAUCGAUUCUUAUGCAAAAUUUAGAAAUAAGAAAUCAAGAGUUACAAGAAGCAACUAAUAACCUAAUGGCAUAUAAUGAGAAUAUUGAAGAUACUUUAAUAAGAGCAAGAGAAGAGCUUCAGCUACAGGUAAAAGUAUCUAACUCUUUACAAGUGGUUGAUAUAAAAAAUGAAGUCGAGAAAAUUAAAAAAGAGAAUUAUUAUAAUCUGAACCGAAUCCAAGAACUUUUGAACGAAUUGAAAGAAUCGGAUCAAACCACAGCUAACCUUCGUAAAAAAAUUGCUGAUCGGGAUGAUAAAAUAGCCAUUUUGGAGAACCAAGUUAAUGAAUUAGGAGAUGAAGUCCAAAGAUUGCAGACAAGCUUAGCUACCAUGUUAGAUAUAGGCGAAAAUAGAGAUAUCAGGAAUCAUGAAAUAGACCAAUCACUGAAGCUAAUGGAAGCACACCAUUCUAAAGCAACUCAUAAUAUGAAAAUUGAAUUGGCAAAAUUAAAGGAUCAGAAUUUACAAUUAGAAGAAAAACUCUCAACGACUAUUAUUGAAGUUGAAACAUCAGCUAAAGAAAAUGAAAGUCGGUUAAGUGGCGAAAUAGAAAUUAUUGCUACCGAUAUAAAGCAACUUGAAAUUAAAUGUGUUGGCGACAGCGCUUUGUCGCCAGAUAAUUGUAGCCUCAAAAGUAUAAUGACGUCGUUGGAAAGAAUUGAUGAUUACAUUGAAACAAGAAAUAAUUCUUGUCAUUUAGUGUUAACCAAAGCUGACGAGGCCAAAAAAAUUGUUGAAAAAGAGAAGCAAAAAAUAUACAAAGAAAAGGAAGAAGCAAUAAAAGAGAAAAUAGAUGCACAAAAAGAAUUAAGUGUUCUUAAGAAAUCGUUAGAGAACCAGUUAUCUAAAGACAAAAGUGUUAUUAAUGACUUAGAAGCUGAAUUACUUAAUCAAAAGCUUUUGAUUGACAAACUUAAACAAUCUGUACGAAUUUAUAUAUUAAAAUUAGAAGAAGAAAUUUGUUCUAUGCAAGACAUGUACACUACAGCAUUAGAUAAAAUAAAUGAGUUAGAAGCUCAAUUAGAAGGUGCAAACAAAGACAAAAAAGAAAAAGAAGAAAUUAUUAAAAAAGUCAGAUUGGAGGUGAAAGAAAAAAGUCAAGAUAUUAAAUCUCUCAGAUCUGUAUUAGACGCUUUAAAGAAUAAAAAAGCUUUCGAUUUUGCUGCACAAACUCAGUUACAAAAUAAUUUAACAAGCAUAUCAACACAAACUGAAAAAUUGGACUUGAAUGAAAUUGAUAGUAGUUAUUUACCUGAGACUACUAUGAAUAAUAAAAUUAUUGGCGGGUUCGAAGAAGGAAGAGUGCUCGAUAAGCGAUCCGAUGACUGUAUGGUACCAAAAUCAGAUAAAAAAGAAAGUCCGUUGCUAACUAACGUACAACCUGAUAUCAACGAAGUUCAAAUUUUAGCAACAAAUGUAGAGCCAACUUUAGGAUUUGUAAAGAAUGCAUAUGUACACUAUAAAAUUAAGAAACUAAGUUUUACAGCAAUGGAACAAUACUCUGUUUCAUGUAUUAGCAACGAAGAUACAUUAGAUUCUGUGAGUAAGCAAUCAUGUCAUGUCAAUGAAAUGAAUUCAAGCCCGAUUAAUAAUGUGACAGCAUUAGAGAUGGCUUCUAAAGGAUCAUCAUAUAAAAUUGCUGAUAAUGAUUUAACUUCAUUCAGUUUAAUUUCAAACAUGGAAAGUGACAAAAUUCGCAUUGGUACACCAAACGUUGCCAAGGUGAAAAAAACUAGUAUUGAUAAUAUUUUUGCUAUUACUAGCGAAAGUAAUGAAAUGAACCUAUCAUUAACUCAUUCAAAUAUUGUUACUAAUAAGGAUUUUAUUAUUAUAUAUCGAGACUCCGAUUGUGAGAACGAAAGUAAGAUCAAUACAGAUAUUCCGAGAGAAAAAACGAGAUUCAGUGAAUCAGUAUAUAAGACAGUUAGCAGAGAAAUAAUACUACCACAAAACGAUUAUUAUUCUGCAAAAGUAAUAUCCGACACAAAAUCAUUUAAAGAAAAUAAAUAUAGUACCGAGAAUGCACUUAAAUCUUUGACUGAUGAAGCCAAAAGUACUUUGCUAGCAUCUAAACCUGUUUAUUCGCACAUCUCUUUAAGCGAAACGACGUUUAUUAAAGAUCUAGCUGUUGAAAAUAAGGUUAGGAAGGCAGAGCAGAAAAAUGGAAUAAAUGGCAGUAAAGGAAUUGAUAGUCGCCUCUCGCAUUCAUUUACUUCUUUAAAGUUAUAUAGGGAAAAUUGUGAACCUAUAGAAAUGAAAGAAAAUCAUAAAGAAGAAAUAAUAUUUAACAGUGUGCCCAAAACUAAGAUCGACUUGUACUUGUAUAAACAGAAUAUGUUAGAUCGCAACAGUAAUUUACAUAACGGAAACAUUAAAAUAAAUGAUUCUGUGGAUACUACCUCGCAGUUAGAUAUAAGAAAAGGAGACAACGCAUUUGGCCAAAGUAUUGAAUACACAACGAAUACAUUAAAUAAAAUCGGAAUUGAAAAUAAAACAGACGUCAAAGGAGAUCGUGAACUAACAAAUACUGAAAUAUUCAAAGAAUUUCUAAAGAGAACGUAUAGCAACGAACAACUUAAGAAGCCGUAUGCUUUUACCAAUAUCCCUAUCAUUGAAAAACAUUCAAACUUGUUGAUUGGUAUACCAAAAGAUUUGAAUAUAAAAUCUAGUAAAAAUGUCACUAAUGUUGACCACAUAAAGACUAAAGAUGUAUCUGUCAUGGUCCAAUUCGAUAACCAACAAGAAAAGAUCAAAUUACUUACAAGUACGCUAGAAAAUAUAGACAGGAGUUACAAAGAAAAGAUUCGGGCAAUCAAAGCACAAUAUGACAAUAACAUUAAAAACAUUAUGAAUGAACAUAACCAAGGAGUUCAAAGUUUGCAAAGUCUUCACGAGGAAACGUUACAGGAUAUUUUAAAGGUACAUGAAAAUGAAACUGAAAAUUUAAGAAGUAUGAGUAUUGAUGCAAUGCGAAAAGUUGAUAGGUUGGAGAAAGAAAACAAGAUUUUAAGAGCCAAAAUUAUUUUGUCUUCGAAUGUAAAUAAGGAUAUGGCGAACGUUUCUUCCAUUGAUGUAAACACGCAGAAUUUAAAGAAGAACUCGAAUUACGAAAUAAAAACAUUAACAAAAACUGAUGUUGAAGAAUUCAACUAUAAUCCAAAAGCAAAGAUACACGGCCCAUGUACUUGUUCCCUCGAUGUCAACAUUUCUGAUACAAUUCGCAAUAUAUUUGAGCAAGUGGAUGUAGAACAAAGAAAAAUUGCUGAACAAGCAUAUUUGAGAUACAUAGCAAACAAAAUAUUAACGGAAAAUAUUGAGGCAUUAGAUGCUCAAGAGCUCUCUUUUCUGCAUUUUAAAAUAUGUAGAACGUGGAAAUCGAUACUCCGUAAAGAAGAAGUUCUCAGUAAAAGAAUAGACUGUUUAGAAAACGAAGUUAUUAACAAACAACGACAAAGGAAUAAACACAUCGCUGAGAUAGAUCGCAAAGUGGCAGAGGAGAGGCGGCGUUUGCAGGAGGUCCGUGAGGCAGUGUGUCGGGACUCGUUUGAAGUACCGAGCAGUCCACCACAACCGACAAGAAGUCAAGACCCCAGUAUGCUGUCGUAUGAAAGUAACGCUCCACGUUCACCUGUCAAUUCUUACAACGUGAGUAUUGAUGAAAGACUUCCUGCCGGGGACCUCGCCCCGGGAUUGCCAUGCUCAGAGCUAAGAUAUCGAAAUUCAAACCGGGAAUCACAAAGGACAAUCUCGGGCAAAGGCGAAGAACGUCGAGAAAAGAAACUAUAUUGUGAUGAAAAACCAACGCGUUUACGACGUACGACAGAUCGACCGAAUCCACGAGCACACAAAAAAUAA
Messenger RNA from Papilio machaon (common yellow swallowtail), 7074 nucleotides. RefSeq names its product cytadherence high molecular weight protein 2. The transcript is spliced from 22 exons. NCBI's taxonomy places the organism in Eukaryota, Metazoa, Arthropoda, Insecta, Lepidoptera, Papilionidae. Bases 109 to 7074 code for a protein of 2321 amino acids. The record is from RefSeq and is a predicted model, not a curated record.